Molecule: messenger RNA, 342 nt
Organism: Aspergillus tubingensis
Lineage: Eukaryota; Fungi; Ascomycota; Eurotiomycetes; Eurotiales; Aspergillaceae
Product: acylphosphatase
Exons: 5
Coding region: 1-342 (113 amino acids)
Molecular function (GO): acylphosphatase activity
Source: RefSeq, a predicted model, not a curated record
AUGGCAUCGCAACGUAUCGCAUUCAAAGUAUCUGGCACGGUCCAAGGCAAGUUCACGUCAAUACUCCUAAGCAAUAUCAGAGUGGGAUUCCGGGACUUUACUCAAAAGAGAGCCACUGCAUAUGAUGUAAAAGGCUGGGUGAAGAACACACAUUGUGGAAGGGUAGAAGGAGAAGCCCAAGGAACCGAAGACUCUCUACAGAAGUUCCUGAAAGACAUCAACAACGGUCCCCGCCAUGCACAUGUCGUCAAGCUAGAGAAGAAGGAAAUCGCACCAAAGGAUGGCGAGGUAGAAUUCGGCUUCAUGAAGACUUCCGAGUCGGGGUAUGAGGCUAUGCAGUGA